UCUUAAUUAAUAUCUCUAAUCUUAAAUCUUAUAAAAAUUUUAAUCUUGCACUGAGACUCUUAAAUUAUUUGUAGUUCAGUUACAUCAUUCAAAUUCUGAAGAGUAUUAGCAUAGUCAGCCCACGCGAUUUGCCAUCUACUGUGUGAAUUAUAACACCCACACCUGGCCAAGUUGAUUGAGUGCCUCAAUCCGCAAGUGAGUUCCUGUUCCAAGCAACAGUCGUCCGGGGGAAAUCGAACAAACCGAAAAACCCUCCCUCAAUAGCAACAGGACGCGACUCCCGCAGGACCCCUUCAAUUCCCAAAAGCCGGCCGGGGAGCCAGGAAAAGGUAGCCAGGGGUAACUGUCACUGUUUGGCGUCCAGAAGUUUUAUUUACUCCUAGCGAACGUAUUAUAACAACUUUGAUAGAGUCGUGUGGAGAUCGAAAGCAAAUUCAAGCUGAGAAAAAUUCAAUGUGUGUAGUUUGUCCAGGCUUUUUAUCAAAUCAGAAUCCCUAUUGCAAGAAACUUAGUUGCUGUCCCCGGCUCGAUCCAACGUAAUGGCCGAGCUCCUGUCCCGCGAGAAGGAGCUCUUUAAGAUCAACCAAGAGCUCAAUCUGCUGUCCCUCAGCUCCGCCGCCGAUGCCAUGUACCCGGCGAAAGGAUCUCCCGUCGCCUGCGGGGUGGCGCUGCCCCGAUACUCCACCUUUCAGAAGCAGAAGGGUCCGAGCAGCCUGCUCCGGAAGAAGGGCGUCACCACCGCGCCCGCAAAGUGCUCGCCUAAAACUCCUCCUGGCAAAGAAACGGGGCCGUCGAUCCGCGGCACAGCCACGUCGCCAAUACCCGAGACGAGUCUGCAGUCCAAGUCUAAGAAGACUGGGGACUGGAAGAACGUCAAGUCCACAGCUGGACCUUCCUCCCCCACCAGCCGAACGGUGUCCAAGUUCAGCACCUUCACACGGGAUGUGAGCAGCAAGACGGCCACGUUCGUCAAGUACCGGAACCCCAACUUCAGCGAGAGCCCCUCGUUGGACGAACUGAUGCGGCACGACGCCGUGGAGAUCGCCCGGAAGCCGGAAGUCGUCGAGGUGGAGGUCACCCAGAAGCAGGAGAGCACCACCGUAGUCAAUGGUCACCUGAAGAAGCAGGUCACCAAGGACAAUUUUAUUAAAUUCCUCAAGGCCAAGGUGGCCAUUCUGGAGGAGGAUCACGCCCACCAUGCCGGCGAGCUGAGCCGCCAGAAGGAGCAGCUUGAGCUGGCUCUGGAGGCGCAGCGCAAGUCGGAGAACCAGCGCGACCAGGCGAUCAGCUCCAACAAGCACCUCUCCGAGCAACUCCUGCGAGCCGAGCGGCAGAGCGAGGACGCCAGCCGGCGGCAGAAGGAGCGGCAGCAGGAGUUCAUCGCCCAGCAGCGGGAGCUGGAGCAGCUGAAGCGGGACGCCAAGGUGUCCCGGCAGACGGCCAUGAACCUGGAGAACCGACUGUCGCGCGCCCAGGAGGAUGCGGACACGGCGCGGCUGGAGUUGAAGCAGGUGCGCGAGGAGCAGCGCGACCAGGCGGAGGAGCACCGCAAGGAGCUGAAGCAGCGGGACAGCCGGAUCCGGGCCCUGAAGCGGCAGCGGUGCGACCUCCUCAACGCUUACAAGAAGCAGUUGUACAUGAUCGACAACCUGAAGCGCCAGACCGUCUGCAUGGAGCAGUCGGCGGCCAUCGGCUUCGGCGAGAAGGAGUUCAACAAGGUGCUCGAGUGGAACGCCAAGACGUGAGCAUCCUGUCCAGCCCUCGGAUGGCAGCCUAGUUUAAGCACAACCCACCGAUGUAAAUAAUAAGAAUGUAAUUACAUUUUAUGGUCCCUCACUCGAACAAGUCCCCAA
Drosophila ficusphila is the source of this 1853-nucleotide messenger RNA. RefSeq names its product testis-expressed protein 9. Bases 540 to 1745 code for a protein of 401 amino acids. The transcript has 2 exons. Lineage: Eukaryota; Metazoa; Arthropoda; Insecta; Diptera; Drosophilidae. The record is from RefSeq and is a predicted model, not a curated record.